AUGGAGAGUUUUCCCCCAUCGUCUGCAACUGUCAAACGGUGGGUGAAGGAAUUUCAGCGUGGCAGAGAGAGCUUUGAAGAUGAUGCCCGGUCCGGACGGCCAUCAACCAGUACCAGUCCUGAAAACAUUGACACUGUACACAAACUAGUGAUGGAAAACCGCCGUAUUACUAUCCAUGAGCUAGAAGAAACAACAGGCCUAUCAUAUGGAUCCAUACAUAAUAUAAUUCAUGGCAAACUCCACAUAUCCAAAGUGUGUGGCAGAUGGGUCCCGAGAAUGCUUACAGAUGACAUGAAGCUAACUCGGUACAACGCCAACCCAGGUGAUUUUUAUUUUAGGAUUGUAACCAGUGAUGAAACCUGGGUUUAUCAUUAUGAUCCGGAGAGCAAACGGGAGUCGAUGAAAUGGAAACACGCCACUUCUCCAAAGACAAAGAAGUUCAAAGCCACCAGAUCCACCAAGAAGGUUAUGAUGACAAUCUUCUGGGACAGCAAAGGAGUGAUUCACAUCGACUACCUGCCCCAUGGCACCACAAUGAAUGGGGAGUAUUACGCCAAGUUAUUGAACCAGGUGCGCCAAUCCAUCAAGAUGAAACGCCGUGGAAAAAUCCGUCGUGGGAUUCUGCUUCACCAGGACAACGCACCAGUAUACUAG
Haliotis rufescens (red abalone) is the source of this 654-nucleotide messenger RNA. RefSeq lists its product as uncharacterized. Bases 1 to 654 code for a protein of 217 amino acids. Lineage: Eukaryota; Metazoa; Mollusca; Gastropoda; Lepetellida; Haliotidae. The transcript has a single exon. The record is from RefSeq and is a predicted model, not a curated record. Gene Ontology annotation, molecular function: nucleic acid binding.